This is a messenger RNA of Silurus meridionalis, 2300 nucleotides long. RefSeq names its product cyclic nucleotide gated channel subunit alpha 2b (gene cnga2b). Gene Ontology annotation, biological process: monoatomic cation transmembrane transport. Gene Ontology annotation, cellular component: plasma membrane; intracellular cyclic nucleotide activated cation channel complex. Lineage: Eukaryota; Metazoa; Chordata; Actinopteri; Siluriformes; Siluridae. The record is from RefSeq and is a predicted model, not a curated record. Gene Ontology annotation, molecular function: intracellularly cGMP-activated cation channel activity; intracellularly cAMP-activated cation channel activity; protein-containing complex binding.
AUGACAGGUCAGGCUGGUAGGCGCUCUGAGUCCUCAAACCGUCUCUCUGUGAGGAGCAGACUGGGGGAUGAACCUGACCGAGCUGAAAGCACAAUCAGCAGGACUGAUGGAGAUGAUGAUGCGUGUUCUGAGCUGCAGCGUGUCGCCACUCUUGAGCUUCCAAAUUCAGAAAUGCUUGAUGCCUUCAGACAGAGGAGACCGCUAUCCAGGUUUGUGAAUCUGGUGGUGUCUCUGAGAGAAUGGGCUCACAAGAGUCUGGUAGAGGAAGAACAAAGACCUGAUUCUUUUCUUGAGCGAUUCCGUGGACCUCAGGCAGCAAACGACCAAUCAACUGCCAUUACAGAAGCCCCCAAAAAGACCCUAAAGGAGAGGUGGGAGGGAUUAAUUGUGUCCCAGUCUGAUGAUAUCUAUUAUUAUUGGCUGUUCUUCAUCGCCUUGGCUUCACUCUAUAACUGGAUAAUGCUGGUUGCCAGAGCAUGUUUUGAUGAACUUCAAGAUCAGAACUUCUUCCUGUGGUUGGGGCUGGAUUACAUCUGCGACCUUGUUUACAUACUGGACACAUGUAUGAGACUAAGGACAGGAUACCUGGAGCAAGGUCUGCUGGUGAAAGACUUGGCCAAGUUGAGAGACAACUACAUUCACACUCUUCAAUUUAAACUGGACACUAUGUCCAUCCUGCCCACAGAGCUGCUCUUAUUUGCCACAGGGUACAUACCCCAACUUCGCUUCAAUCGCCUUCUCCGCUUUUCACGCAUGUUCGAAUUUUUCGAUCGCACAGAGACGCGCACCAACUACCCCAACGCCUUUCGCAUUUGCAACCUCGUCCUCUACAUCCUGGUCAUCAUUCACUGGAACGCGUGCAUUUAUUACGCCAUUUCUAAGGCUCUGGGGCUCAACUCGGAUUCCUGGGUGUAUUCCCGCGUGAACGAAACACUAGCGUUCUGCUACGUGUACUGCUUUUACUGGUCCACACUAACACUUACCACUAUUGGAGAAAUGCCCCCUCCAGUGAAGGAUGAAGAGUAUGUCUUUGUAGUUUUUGACUUCCUGGUUGGCGUGCUGAUCUUUGCCACCAUCGUCGGUAACGUGGGUUCCAUGAUUGCCAACAUGAAUGCAACGAGGGCCGAGUUCCAGGCACGCAUCGAUGCCAUCAAGCAUUACAUGCACUUCCGCAAGGUUAACCGCACCCUCGAGACACGUGUCAUUAAGUGGUUCGACUACCUCUGGACCAACAAGAAAGCUGUGGAUGAACAGGAGGUCCUGAAGAACCUUCCCGAUAAACUGAGGGCUGAAAUCGCAAUUAACGUCCACCUGGAAACACUAAAAAAAGUGCGUAUUUUUCAAGACUGUGAAGCUGGACUGCUAGUGGAACUGGUUCUGAAACUACGCCCUCAAGUGUACAGUCCCGGGGACUACAUCUGCAGGAAGGGUGAUAUUGGGAAGGAAAUGUACAUCAUCAAAGAGGGGCAGCUAGCUGUGGUGGCAGAUGAUGGAGUCACGCAGUUCGCUUUGUUAACCGCUGGCGGUUGUUUUGGAGAAAUUAGCAUCCUUAACAUUCAAGGUAGCAAGAUGGGGAACCGGCGCACGGCUAACAUACGUAGUAUCGGCUACUCUGACCUCUUCUGCCUCUCUAAAGACGACCUAAUGGAGGCUGUGGUAGAAUAUCCAGAUGCUCAGAAGGUUCUGGAAGAGCGUGGAAGGGAAAUCCUGAGAAAGCAGGGCCUCCUGGAUGAGAGUGUAGCAGCUGGAGGGUUAGGCGUCAUAGGCACAGAGGAAAGAGUGGAGCGCAUGGAUGCAUCUCUGGAUAUCCUGCAGACACGCUUUGCCCGCUUGUUAGGGGAAUUCACGAGCACUCAGCGCCGCCUCAAACAACGUAUCACGGCACUUGAGAGGCAGCUGUGUCACACCGGACUCGGGCUGAUGUCCCCCCAUGAGGUGGAAGGAGAAAACGUUUUUGUUCCUCCACAUACACAUAGACUUACACAUACACAAGCAGACAUACACACACAACAUGAAACACACAAUCGGACUCCAGCUGAACCGAACACUGAAGAGGAGAAGUAAAUCAGAUGUACUGGUUUGAUAAAUAACCUAAAAAACUUUUUUACAUGUAUGCAUGUGUGUGGUUAUGUGUGACUGAUGUAAAGAUUCAUUUUUUAAACCAAAUGUGUCUAGAAGCUGAAAUACCUGGAUCUGUUGCACGCUCUUUGUCCCUGUAACAAAUCAUGCCAUAUUGGAAGUGUUCUGAAAUUAUCUAGCUAGGCUUGUGCCUCAUGUCCCAAACCAUUUAAUAAUUAAAC